AUGAGCCGCAUGAACCAUCCCCACCCUGUGCACUCCGGUGGCCUCUUGUUCAAAGCUUCUUCGCUUCUCCAGAGUCCUGAACUGCUGCCUCCUAUUUCUAUGUCAGACACGAUGUCGUCACGAACCCCGUCGGUGUGUUCGACGCGUCGCAGCAGCGGUCUUUCUCAUACAGGCUCCGUCCAUCUGGUUCGCCUGGGUUCCCACCAGUCGUCUAAUCUGGCCCGGAAAGAGGGACUUCACGUACUUUCCGUGGACUCCACGGGGAUUCUGCUGUCGGGUCAGUCCCAGACCACUCCCACAGACUUAGGCAAGGAUCGGAUCGAUCCUACGGUCAUGCCGCGGGAAUCACUAUUGGCCCACCAACUGCAUUCCAAAGACAUCAAUUUCCAAGAACAUCAAAAUUCCUACUUGAACUCUUACAAAUUAAACCUGAAGUAUGAGGAUUUAUACUCGGAUUACUUGCUGGUGGCACCUGACGUGGUGCCGGGCUACUCUCUUCUUUCACCUGUGGCAUCUGACACACUGAGCAGCUUGCUUUUUUUUGCUUCCCAGGACGGUACUGCCAACAGGGUUGUCAUACGUCUUUCCCCCAACUACCUAGAAUCUGCGCAUGUUGCCCGAUUUCUAAAUGAGUGGCAUGCGACAUCGGGAAUAAACCCGACGUCAAAACACCGCUUAUGGGGAAACAGCGAGUUGCACAACCAAUUCAUUGGAUCGGACUCUGUGCAUGUUACAGACAAAACGCAACGUAAUAUGUUGAAACAACCUCUCACACUUCCUAAAGGCUUACUGGGUGUGCUUUAUCCGUAUCAGGUGCUCAAUAUUGAGCCCACCAAGGAAAACAUACAACAGCGUCGUAUGGCAAUGAUAUACGAAGAUCAUGGCUACCAAAAUAUCCGUGACUACUACUAUGAGAAAAGCAGGCACUUCAGAACGGAAACAGCAUCCCUCCGAAGUGGCAGCGCACGCUCUGUUUUUUCCGAAUUGUCUGCGUCCGAUGCACCUUUGCGUGAUCGGUUGCGUCAGAACGUUGCAUUUGAUGAAUUGGCAAAUCGCAUAGCACAGAGUCCCAAAUCACCACAAACAGUUAUUAGUAUUUUGACUGAUCUCGUUUAUGUUGUCAACGUCAUCACGACAUGCCACGAGCUUGGUGUUGUACACAAUGGAAUCACGAGUCACAAUAUUCUUCGAGCUAAUAUUGCGGAAGGAUCAGUAUCUCCUUUGGCCAUUACAGGAUGGGAUUUCUCAUUUACCAUUUCUGCAGAAGACUCGUCACUGAGUUUUCGCAAAAGCAAUUUGUCUGAUAUCUCUGAUUUGCUUCCCUACAUGUCACCAGAGAAUUUGGGCGAAAUAACAGCUCUUGUUGACUAUCGUGCAGAUUUCUACUCUCUUGGUAUUGUUCUCUAUGAGCUCUUGGUCGGUUGUUUACCUCUUCAAUCAGACAAUCCGACACGUUUGAAAAAGAUGAUAUUUGUACAGAGACCGAUUGCACCUGUCAUAUUGGGCUCGCAGUGGAUCAACCAGAAAUUGAGUGAUAUUACCAUGAAAUGCUUAGAAAAAGAUCCCGGAAAAAGAUACCAAGACGGAAACAGCUUAAUGAAGGAUUUACAGGACGUAAUCAACGACUAUAUUCCAUUGACUAGCCGAAACUCCUUGAAUCAUGACCUGAGAACAGUCACUAUUGAUGAAACAAAAAUAGGUAAAGUGCCUUUUUUCCUCACCAAUUUCAUUAAGAUUGAGGAUGAAGUUCGAAGAGAUAUUCAGAAAUGUUUUAAUGCGCAUGAUGAAGGCUUGCAGUACCUUAUGGUGACGGGAGAGUCAGGUGUAGGUAAGUCUACGAUUAUUCAAGCUCUCAAAGUACUCGCAGUAUCUAAAUUCAAUUACGUGAUUCACUGGAACUAUAACUGCACAGAUAUGAAAGUGUCAAAGUACGCUUUCCUCCUCAACGGAAUUCAUUCCAUCAUAGGACAAAUAUUAGCUUCAUCCAGAGAAACAAUUUCAGAGUGGAGACACAUUUUAGCAACUGAAGUCGACACCGAUGUCAGUGUGAUGUUUGAUGCCAUCCCCAACUUGGAGAUUUUAAUGGGUCCUCGUUACAGUGAUUUGUUCAGCAAGAAGCGAAGCAAAGCAUCGUAUUCGUUUUCAGCAGGUAUAAGAAGCACUGAAGAUGAGACAGAUCAAGAACUGCUUCGGAAAAACCACACGUACCUUCAGGUGAAACAUUUUGAUGAACGGUCUUUGAACAUUGAGCUCAAGUACAAGUAUAUCAUAAAAAAGAUCUAUAGCAUCGUUGCCAAUCGAGGCUUGACCAUCAUAUUGGAUGACUUGCACUGGUGUUCACUCACAGAAGUUUUGCUUUUGCAAGAAGUCAUGGAAUACUGUCUUUUGGAAAAUGCGUCAACCAGCAUCAGCAUCUUAUGUGCCUAUAGGACAAGCCCUCCAGAGUCCACCAACGACAAAUAUGAAGUUGAACUCUCUAGGUUAGCAUCUUUGUUCCAGUCCCAGAAUGCCCUGUAUCACGAGUUUUGCUUGAAGCCAUUACAUUUGAAACAGUUUUCCAAAUUUGUUGACCGAUCUAAAUUCUUGAAUUUACACGAUUCGACGAUUGAGAAAAUACACAAAGCUACUGGGGGAAACCUUCUUCAGUUAGAGUACUUCACCAGAUGGGUUCGUUUACUUCACCCGAUAGGGAAAGCUGAUUUCAAUGAGGAAAAAGAAAGUCUUCGUUUGUUGGCUGAUAUUCCCGUAAUUUUGCCAAGUUUUUUUGAGCUUUGCAUUACUAACACAGCUAGAAGUCUUCUUAAGUUUGCUUCAAUAAUAGGUACCAAUGGUAACUUUCGAAUUGCAGAUCUAUUAAUUGUUAGCGGUUUAUCGCUUACUGAAGUUUAUGAACUGAUACAACUAUGUCUAGAAACAAGGGUGAUAAUUCCUUCUGGAAUCUAUUACAAAGUGCCUUUACAUUUGAUUACUAGGGAUGACUUUCCAUUUGAUAUAAGUGAUUCCAUUGUAUGGGAAUUAGCGACUGAAUCAAGCUACCAUUUUGAUCAUGACCUAAUUCAGAUUUAUCUUUUGAAAGAGAUGCAAGAUUCAGGGGAAUUGGAGAAUCUUCGAAGACUAUGUGGGUUGCGGUAUUUCAAAAAACUAUCCGGCGAACACAAUACUAAUAUCAACGAUUUUUUGAUAAUGGCUAACCAUUUCCUUCAUUCGUGCGCUGUUGCAAAAGAAGAUGAGACGGAUAUCUAUUACGAGGCCUUGAUUAGUGGGGGAAAGUUUGCUAUCUCGUCCUCGAAUGCUGAACUUGCUCUCAUAUUUUUCGAAGCAUCUGCUCAGUUCAUCAAAGCAGACGACCAAGAAAAGCAAAUCAGAAAUAUGCUUACUGUUUGCCAUAUAAAUUAUCUUUUGAAGCGUUAUAACACUUGUAUCACGCUUAUUCAAGAGGCUGAUAGAAUUUUUGGAAAGGAAAGUUCAACUUUCUUAUAUCUCAAGAUCAAAUGCUUAUUUCAACUGAGAAAUUUCAAAUUAGGUCUCAGGAAAACCUUGGAUGUAUUGGCAUCUCUUGACGUUGAAGUCUCAAUUGAUUUCAAAGAAUGCAAUAGAAUUUCCGAAAAGUUCUUUCGAAAGACACCAUUCUCUAUUGCGGAUAUAAGGAACAUGAAACUCCUUCAAGCUGCAACAAGCAAGAAAUUUUUGUUGAUAGCUGAUUUGAUACUGGAAGCAAUAGGCCCAACUUAUGUCCUUGGUUUGUCAAGUCUUCGUUUGGCCCUUUUGACACAAUUGAUCCUGUUAAUGCUUAAGUUUGGAACAAGUAGUUCAUGUAUUGUACCUUUACUCCAUCUUGGAAACUAUUUUGCCCAACGAAACAAAAACAGGAACAUAUUGAAGACCAAAGAACUUGGCGAGGUGGCUAUUGCGAUUCUGAGGGAUGACAAACUCUUCAGUUCUUACGUUAAUGAGCAGAUUAAUGAAGCCUAUAACAUGUUCAUGGCUAUUUUCAAAGAAAAUAUUAGCACGCAUGCGGAUCCUGAAUCACUCUAUCGCUUAUUUGGCACUGGAAUCGUGGAAACAUGCGACACCGCCAUGUCUCUCAUGGUAACUAUGUCACAAAUCAGCAUUUGUCUUUCACUGGGAGGUAUCUCUUCAAGAUAUCUCAAACUGAUAAAGAGACGCAAAGUCAAUUUCGAGACAGAUGAUGAGAAUUUGGUUUUUCAGAAUGCUAUUAAACUCUGGUUUGGUGAAAUGCCAUUUGAAGAUUACAAAACUCAGUUUAGCCAUUUUAAAUCCCUCAAAAGGUACGAUUUGGAGUUCAUCUAUCUAGCUCAGGCUGUUCUAUGGUGCUCUUCAGCGGGAAAACACAAUGAGGCUUCUGAGGUUAUCUUAAAGAGAGCAUCUCAUGUUCUGAAGCAGCUUCCUAUAACCCCGUUCUACGUUGAAUAUCAAUUUCACGCAGUAAUUUGCCUAUGCUGGAAUACUUCAUCAUCUAGAGAGGAAGGAUUACUCCUCGCAGCUAAAAUAGCCAAAUCUUUUGAUAUUUGUGCAAGUGCUUGUCCAGCUAACUUUGAAGCAAAAUCGCUCAUUUUGGACGCUUGUCUCAGGACAGCACGUCCGAAUGAAUCAUCGCUAGUCUUGCUAGAUACGUUUGAAGAUGCUAUUGAGAUCGCCGGUCGGGAAAAUUCCUGGCUAGACUCAGCUAUUGCGAAUCACCUUUGUGCUUCUUGGUUAUUCAAAACUAACCAAAAGUUGAAAAGGAUUAAUCACUAUGCACAAAAUGCUUACUCAAUCUACUCCACUAUGAGAUUUUACGAUAUGGCAGAGAACAUCAAAAAAGAAUUUCCUUCUUCGUUUGACAACUUCAACUGGGCAGGGGUGGCGAAAAUAGAGCUGGAACCGAAACAUUUUUCGGAUUCACGACACAUUGCAAAUGUCGUUAAACUGCCUCUGCAGAGACAUGACGUAAUUCUAGACGAUAGCAAUCGACAAUCUAACACAACGUCUGGCAAAUGGUCAAAUGCCGUUAGAAACGAGGGAGCAACUUCUGACAAUGAUCAAGGAGCGAGCCAAAAUGAGUUAAGUAAAGCCAUUAAACUCAGUUUAGCGAUUUCAGAAUCCUCUAAUGCAGACUCCAUUUAUGCCAGUCUACUUGAAAGUGUACUUUUAAUUUCGGGGCUUGAUUAUGGUGCGAUCAUACUUAACAAUGAAGAACACGAGUCCCUGAUCCAAGCAAUUGCUACCUAUAAUAACCUUUACAAGAUAGAGAGUGAGCCUCUUAGCUCUAGAACAGAUCUAGUUCCUUAUACAUUCGUUGUACAUUGUUUGAUGAGAGGAGAGACUAUGAGUAAAGAACACAAUGCUGAGUAUUUUGAGCAUCAAUUUGGCUCAGAUGAGUAUUUUGUUCAUAAUCCAUGCUCAUCCGUGCUUUGCAUCCCGAUUAAGACCUCAAAUACUUUAGGUGUUCUUUACUUGGAAAAAAACAUAGGACAAAGAGGAUCAUCCAACAGUCAGCGCCUGUUAGCCUCUAGUACUAUUGAUUUACUUGAGUUACUCUGCGCUCAAGCAGCUGUAUCGUUGACUAAAGCCUUUAUUUAUUCGCAACUAGAAGCAGCUAAAAAGGCUGCCGAGGAUGCAACAGCUGAAAAAGGAAGCUUUUUAGCGAACAUGUCGCAUGAAAUUCGAACUCCUUUUAAUUCUUUAUUUGCUUGCUCGCUAUUCCUUCUCGAUACGGAACUAACGUCUACACAACAAGAGUAUGUUGAGACAAUCAAAAACUCAUCUUUGGUGACACUCAAUAUCAUCGACGGUAUAUUGGCUUUCAGUAAGAUUGAGCAUGGUUCUUUCACUUUGAAUAGUACUCCAUUUUCAAUCGUGGAAACCGUUGAGAGUGCAAUUCAAAUCUCGAGCGAGCAAGCCAGCAACAAUGGUUUAGAGUUGGUCUACUUCAAUCAGUGUCCGGAAAUUGACAGAGUUAUAGGAGAUCCAACAAGAGUGAGACAGAUCAUAAUUAAUUUGGUCGGAAAUGCCGUUAAAUUUACACUGGAGGGAUAUGUCAAAAUUUGCAUAAGUGCUGAUAAAGUUACUGAAAAUAGAUAUAUGCUUCAUAUCUCUGUUAAGGAUACUGGAAUAGGUAUACCAGAAGGCUUGAAGUCAAAAGUUUUUGGUGCCUUCUCGCAAGUGGAUGGAUCAUCACGACGUGUUCAUGGAGGUGCCGGGUUAGGUCUUGCCAUUUCGCUGAAAUUGGCCCACAUAAUGGACGGGAAAAUCUCGCUUGAUAGCAAAGAAGGAGUUGGGAGUACUUUUUGUUUUUCCUGUCCCUUUGAAGUGCCUAACAAAAAAACUCAAAAACCUUUCUAUCCUUUUAAAGUGACAAUAAUUUUGAAGGAGAAAUUGACUAGAGAAUCACUUCGGGAAUUUUUGGAAUAUUUUGGAACUACUGUAAUUAUCAAGGAGGAUGGCGAUUUAAGAAUCACGGAUGAACCAGACCUCCUCUUUGUGGGAAAGUCAAUUUUAGACGACACAGAAUUUGACACAAAGCUGAUAUCAUCACUGAAGACUAAGAUUGUCUUGGUUACCAGCUUUGGCCUGGUUUAUCAAACUGACGUAUUAGAACAAAUGCAAAUUGGAGGAGUCAUUUUUACACCUAUCAAAAGAACGAAAGUUGAAACAAUUCUUCGAAGCAUUUCUCUGGGAAAGAGCACGAGACAUUCAAAGCUGAUAGCCGAUUUACUCCCCAAUUCGACGCCCAAGAAGAAGGAGCUUUUAGGAGAAAUGUAUCCCUUGAGAAUAUUGCUUGCUGAAGAUAAUCCCGUGAACCUUAGAGUAGCUAGCCAGCACUUGAAAAAGUUGGGCUACAAAGCAGACCAUGCUAAAGAUGGCGUCGAGGUUUUAGAAAUUUGUGAAAGUUUGUUAUCUAAAGGAGAAAAGUAUGAUGUGAUUUUGAUGGAUAUACAGAUGCCCCGCAAAGACGGAAUUGUUGCGUCACUAAACUUGCGUGAAAGUUUAAGUACCCGUAAUCUGAUGGAGUAUAUGCCAAUGAUUGUUGCAUUGACGGCAAAUGUUGCAGGUGAAGAUAGAGAGCGAUGUCUAAUGUCUGGAAUGGUUGAUUUUAUAUCCAAACCCAUUCUUCCUGAGGAAUUACUGCGUGUUCUAAAGAAAGUGGCCCGACACGAGUAUGAUAAUUUUGCAGUGUCUCCAAAUUAA
Messenger RNA from Clavispora lusitaniae ATCC 42720, 7191 nucleotides. RefSeq names its product Chk1p (gene CHK1). Lineage: Eukaryota; Fungi; Ascomycota; Pichiomycetes; Serinales; Metschnikowiaceae. The record is from RefSeq and is a predicted model, not a curated record. Gene Ontology annotation, molecular function: phosphorelay sensor kinase activity; ATP binding. Gene Ontology annotation, biological process: protein phosphorylation; phosphorelay signal transduction system.